Molecule: messenger RNA, 634 nt
Organism: Paecilomyces variotii
Lineage: Eukaryota; Fungi; Ascomycota; Eurotiomycetes; Eurotiales; Thermoascaceae
Exons: 1
Coding region: 26-517 (163 amino acids)
Source: RefSeq, a predicted model, not a curated record
AAACAACAUCCAUUUCAAACGGCUUAUGGAUAAACUGAUCCAGAUCGCAUUCGUGAUCUAUGAUGAUUCGACUGUCUAUGCCGUAGUCAGGAUCAACAAGGCAGAGUCGAAGAAUUAUUCCUUCCAUCAAGGUCAUGGAAGUAAUCGGAAGCAAGUGUCAAGGCCAAACGAAUUACUUCAUUUCAUGAAUACAGCUUUAACGUUUGAGGAGAACGAGGCACAGCUGAGACGUCAGAUUAAUGCUCUGACGAGGUUACGCGAGACUCCACGAUGGCACGAGAUAUUCCUCAUCCACGAGCCCAGUCAGCUUCCAAACCUGAAUAAUUUUGACAGCUCUCGUUAUCUUGUACCAUUUCGCCGGUCUUCAGAGUCCGAUGCAUACAAUAACUUCUGGCAGUAUAUGUACAACCCUCUUCCACGACCUACAGACCGUGAAGACGGUGCAAAACGAAGUGAGGAAAAUACUCGGAGUCGGGAAGAUAUGGUGUCGUUCCUGUGGUUUGUUUUGAGUCUAUAGCUUCUGAAAUCCGCCCGUGCCGUGCUUGCGGUGGAAGGGCGGCCAGGCAAAAUUCAGACGCGCCUACAACGGCAUUUCGGAAGUUGUACUCAUCGAUAGCCCUUCGUUAGUACCUUG